Siniperca chuatsi (mandarin fish) is the source of this 616-nucleotide messenger RNA. It is a transcript of the gene rbis, whose product is annotated as ribosomal biogenesis factor. Gene Ontology annotation, biological process: ribosome biogenesis. NCBI's taxonomy places the organism in Eukaryota, Metazoa, Chordata, Actinopteri, Centrarchiformes, Sinipercidae. Gene Ontology annotation, cellular component: nucleolus. The transcript is spliced from 4 exons. The record is from RefSeq and is a predicted model, not a curated record. The coding region runs from base 163 to 459 and encodes 98 amino acids.
UGUUUUUUGCCGCUAAUUACACUGUAACACUGGAUAAACUCAUGGUAUACGGGCGGCUGAGAGUCAGCAGGCGUCGCACGCAAAUGACGUAGCUCAGAAGGCACGUUUGUUCUAGCACAUGAGGAUAUAAACACCAGCUAACUGCUCCUCAAAUAAGAUAACAUGGCGAGGAAUAAACAAAAAGGGAAAAAACAGAAGAACGUCUUUCAAGUUGCAAACAAGCACUUGAAGCACAAGAACAAAGCAAAACCUGUCACGACAACACUCAAACAUAUCAAUGCAGUGAAAAAUGAGAAGGUGGAGAACCUCAAUCAAAUCUUCACAGAAGUCCAGAGGGAUGUUAAGAGCAUUUCCAAGUCUGUUGCUCCUGAACCAAAGAAACAAACACAGGUUGUUAGAGAGCCACCCAAGGAAUCUGUAAACGUUGACAAUGCUGCUCAACUCUUCUCUCAGCUAUAAUGGACUGUGAAAGUGGGACUGUCAUAAAGUCUGAGGACAAACACAGUGACCAACUGUUGUACUGUAUGUCUCUCCAUGUCGGACAUAUGAAAUAACAAAGUCAGUUUACGUCCAAAAUGAGGACUGCAGAUAAGUAAAAAAAAAUUAGAAGAGGUUA